UCUCAUGCAAGUUCGCUUCGAUCUGAUAUAACAUAUUGUAGGGACGUGUUCGACUUUGUCCUCACUUUUGCAGGUGUAUCAACAAUCGAUUCCAUUGUCGUCCCGGCAUUAAAUCGUUUCAUCGAAAACGUCUAUGUGUUCGACAUGCAGAUCUGGGAUGCGAUGGAAGAAUCAUUUGGGGAGGACAGGCACGCGCUAAACCAAUCUCCAGUUUUCAUCUCGUUUGCAACCAUUAACACCCGUCCCGAUGGCGUGCGAGAGCGCGUGGUAGAUGCAAGGGUGUUGGCAUACUCAAACCUGAGGGAUGGCCGGCCUUGGGGCCUGGAUAUAUACAGGUGUUGGAAUGUGCAGUGUCAAGCACCAGCAUACAACAUGAUCUUCCAUCCGCAUGGAAAACAAUUGUUCGGACAGCGCUGGGUCGACACGAAGCUCAAGUAUACAUGUCUGCAAUGCAGAAUGACGCAAAGGGCUAUUGCAUGUCCGUCAUGGAUCCAUGGAGCACGCUCUCAAAAUUAUGGACGUGUAUGGUACCAGUGGCCGCUCACUCCGGCACAGAGACGGGACAUAGGUAUCAUACAAUGA
Molecule: messenger RNA, 582 nt
Organism: Suillus subalutaceus
Lineage: Eukaryota; Fungi; Basidiomycota; Agaricomycetes; Boletales; Suillaceae
Exons: 1
Source: RefSeq, a predicted model, not a curated record